AUGUCUGCCAUCGACAACGAAGAUCUUAUCGACUACGAGGAGGAGGUCGCCGUCGCCCCUUCUUCCACUACCAACGCUGCCGCUGCUGCCACUGCGGAUGCCGACAAAGACAAAAAGGGAUCCUACGUCGGUAUCCACUCUACAGGUUUCCGUGAUUUCCUCCUCAAGCCCGAGCUUCUUCGUGCCAUCUCCGAUCUCGGUUUCGAGCACCCCUCCGAAGUCCAGCAGGAAUGCAUCCCUCAGUCCAUUCUCGGCAUGGACGUCGUCUGCCAGGCCAAAUCCGGUAUGGGUAAGACGGCCGUCUUUGUCCUUGCUACCCUUCAACAGAUCGAGCCUGUUGACGGUGAAGUUUCCGUCCUUGUUCUCUGCCACACCCGAGAGCUCGCCUACCAGAUCCGCAACGAGUACCACCGUUUCACCAAGUACAUGCCCGAUGUCCGCACCGGCGUCAUCUACGGUGGUACCCCGGUUGCCGAGAACCAGGCGAUGCUCAAGGACAAGUCCAAGUGCCCUCACAUCCUUGUCGGUACCCCUGGUCGUAUGAACGCUCUCGUUCGUGACAAGAGCUUGAAGGUCUCUGGCGUCAAGCACUUUGUCAUUGACGAAUGUGACAAGAUCCUGGAGCAGGUCGAUAUGCGCAGGGACGUUCAGGACAUCUUCAGGGCCACUCCUCACCACAAGCAGGUGAUGAUGUUCUCUGCUACCCUUGCCAAAGAAGUUCGUCCCACUUGCAAGAAGUUCAUGCAGAACCCCCUCGAAAUCUACGUCGACGACGAAACCAAGCUGACCCUGCACGGUCUUCAACAGCACUACGUCCGCCUCGAAGAAUCGGCCAAGAACCGCAAACUCAACGAUCUGCUCGACUCGCUCGAAUUCAACCAAGUGAUCAUCUUUGUCAAAUCCAUUUCGCGCGCUAACGAACUGGACAAGCUUCUGCGCGAAUGCAACUUCCCUUCCAUCUGCAUCCACGGUGGUCUUGGACAAGAGGAACGUAUCAAGCGCUACCAACAGUUCAAGAACUUCGAGAAGCGUAUUCUCGUCGCCACUGACAUCUUUGGUCGUGGUAUCGAUGUCGAGCGUGUCAACGUUUCCAUCUCGUACGACACUCCUAGCGAUGCUGAUAGCUACUUGCACAGAGUUGGUAGGGCUGGUCGUUUUGGUACCAAGGGUUUGGCCAUCAUGUUUGUUAGCAGCGAUGAGGAUGCAGAGGUGUUGAAGCAGAUUCAGAGCAGGUUCGAGGUGGCCGUUCCUGAGUUGCCAGAGACUAUCGAGGCCAGUUCUUACAUGAACGCUUAA
Ustilago hordei is the source of this 1296-nucleotide messenger RNA. Its product is annotated as putative ATP-dependent RNA helicase. The transcript has 5 exons. The record is from RefSeq and is a predicted model, not a curated record. Gene Ontology annotation, biological process: mRNA splicing, via spliceosome; mRNA export from nucleus. NCBI's taxonomy places the organism in Eukaryota, Fungi, Basidiomycota, Ustilaginomycetes, Ustilaginales, Ustilaginaceae. Gene Ontology annotation, molecular function: ATP binding; RNA binding; RNA helicase activity. Bases 1 to 1296 code for a protein of 431 amino acids.